AUGGCUGCUAGAUUUUCUUCACAUAACAACGAUACGAUGGACAAUGAUUCCUUAGCAGAUUUUAUGUAUAUUUCACUUUUGAUUACUGAUUUGACAACUGCAUUAAGUGGUGCCUUCAUAUUCCUGUUACACAUUGACUAUCUGGCUUUCAACAACACCACGUCGAUAUAUCCUGGUAAACGACUUAUUGGUCCAGUUCUACUCUCGUUCUUCUGCUAUAUCAUCACGGGAGCAAUGUUAGUCCCACUUUACGUCCUUCAUUUGCAGCCAGAAACUUACGAUAUAUCAACCGGAAACUGUUGGCCAUUUAACAGAGAAGGUACUUUCUUGCUGUACGAAGCUUUGUCUGUGGUUCCCCACUGCCUGUUGAUUCUAGUGUCUGGUGGAAUGACAAUCGGUGCCUACAUAUCCCGAUCUUAUUUGUUGAACAUAUCCAAGGAACUAAAUCUUGUACGUCGUCCAGUAGAUCUGAAUCUAGCAGGUGCCCUGACAGUACUUCUACACUGUGUACCAUAUCUUUACAGUAUUGUCAAUAAACUCGUCUGUGUCUGUCUUCAAUGUUCUGAAAUGACCGGAUUAGAUAUUCUCAUACCUUUACUGCCUUUCUUUAAAUGUGUUAUCCUUCCCUUUGUUUGGCUCUUCUGUCCAGACUUCAGAACUGCACUCAGUUUGUGCUGCACAAAACGUCAAAAGAGAGUUACCAUAAAACUUCCUGCAGAAAUUGAAAACAACAGGAUUGAAAAUCACACAAAUGAGACAAAUAAUUCUAAAUCUCCGAAGCUGAAAACUAAGGCAGAACCAACACCACCAGCUAUCCCAGAAUCUGAAGUCAUCGAAUCUAUUCCGGAUGAAAACAAUGAAGAAAAGGUUUUGAUGGUUUAG
Lottia gigantea (owl limpet) is the source of this 882-nucleotide messenger RNA. RefSeq lists its product as hypothetical. Bases 1 to 882 code for a protein of 293 amino acids. The record is from RefSeq and is a predicted model, not a curated record. The transcript is spliced from 3 exons. Lineage: Eukaryota; Metazoa; Mollusca; Gastropoda; Lottiidae.